AUGUCUUACGUGACAUUACCCGGCUCGAUCGAACUGUAUUGGGUUAGUUACGGGCCGCGCCGAGACGAACAAGAUCCGUCUGGGCCGGGCACCACAUGGGCAGAACCCGAAAGCCCAUCGGCAUCCACUUCGACCUCGACCUCCUACCGAUCCAUCGAAGUCAACCCGGAUGGCUCGCUGGACCUCCGUACGGACGUCCCGACCUUGAUCGUCUUGGCGCCGAUCUGGCUUGACUUGAGCUAUUGCCAGUCCCUGUUCGAUCGCUUCGCGCGGCAAAACCAGAUCGUCGCCCUGGAGAAUCGGUCCCAUGGCCGAUCAACAAGGAGACCGUCAUGCCCUCGUUCGAGUUCUUCGUGUCGGCUUGCUUUCGGUAUAUAUCUGCUUGAAUCUCGUCUCUGUGUGAAUGUGAGACAUUCGAGUCGUUUUGUUUUUGUUUUGAUCGCGCCGUUUUUCGCUUCCAUCUCGUUCUGCUUUGUUGCACCAACCUUCGCCUAGCUAUCAAUCGAGCAUGUCCCAUACACCCAGUGAUCCUUCCCAACCUAACAGGAGGACGAGAGCUAG
Messenger RNA from Microbotryum saponariae, 561 nucleotides. NCBI's taxonomy places the organism in Eukaryota, Fungi, Basidiomycota, Microbotryomycetes, Microbotryales, Microbotryaceae. The record is from the annotation of a GenBank genome assembly.